This is a messenger RNA of Dunckerocampus dactyliophorus (ringed pipefish), 3834 nucleotides long. Its product is annotated as dipeptidyl peptidase 9-like. Bases 302 to 3133 code for a protein of 943 amino acids. Gene Ontology annotation, molecular function: serine-type peptidase activity; dipeptidyl-peptidase activity. Gene Ontology annotation, biological process: proteolysis. NCBI's taxonomy places the organism in Eukaryota, Metazoa, Chordata, Actinopteri, Syngnathiformes, Syngnathidae. The record is from RefSeq and is a predicted model, not a curated record. The transcript is spliced from 21 exons.
UUAUAGAGUGUUCGGGUGAAUUCUUCAGACGUCAGUAGUAGACGUCAACCUGUAACACGACAACGUCGACAUACUGACACAGACGUCGAAGUGUCUGCGUCAUGCAGCAGUCACACGCAGUGAGACUCUUUGGUAGGAUCAACCUGCGGGACUUCUGGCAGUGGUUGGAUGAAGAGCCGCAGCUCCACGAUGAAGCAGCAUACGGAUAUCUUUUCUGAACGGGCCCAUCAUCCCAGUAACAGCAACAGUUUACCUGUCGAUAGCAUGGAGCCAAGACUGGUUCAAGGCUAUCGAAUGGUUUAUGCACCUUGUCAAGAGGCUGAAAACUGAAGACAAGAAAGAAUACAACCAGGACAGCAUCAGAGAGGCGCUGGCAGGCAUGCCGGUGUUGGACGAGCUCUCUGAGAGCACAGAAGUGGUGGAGAUGGAGGAUGUGAAUUCAGCCCCCUUCCAGGUGCAAAAGCACACGUGGGCAGAUCUGCGAAAAAUCAUUCACGGGAGCCGCAAGAACACGAGCUUGCUCGUCAGCAAGGCACCACAUGAAUUCCACUUUGUACAGAAGGACGAGGCCAGUCCACAUUCCCACCGCAUCUACUUCCUUGGCAUGCCAUACCCCAGGAGGGAAAACUCAUUACUCUACUCCGACAUUCCCAGGAAGAUACGCAAAGAAGCCCUUCUUAUUUUGUCAUGGAAGCAUAUUCUGGAUCACUUUAAGACCAGCCCUUGCAACAAGACCAUCUCUCGGGAGGAGGAGCUUCUGCGAGAGAGGAAGCGCUUGGGGGUGUCUGGCAUCACAUCCUAUGACUACCACCCAUCCAGGGGCCUCUUUCUGUUCCAGGCCAACAAUAGUCUGUACUGGUGCUUUGAUGGUUUGAAUAAUGAUGCCAACAAGAUUCCCAUGGAUCCUUUUGAGAUAAGGAGCCAGUGUUCAGGCACGCGCAUGGAUGCCAAAAUCUGCCCCGCUGAUGACGACGUUAUCAGCUUUAUCCACAAUAAUGACAUUUGGGUGACCAACAUCAAGACGAGUGAAGAAAAAAGGCUCACCUUUUGCCAUAAAGGGAGUGCUAAACCAAAUGAGGAUGCCAAAACAGCUGGUGUUGCCUCUUUUGUCACUCAAGAAGAAUUUAAUCGUUUCACGGCAUACUGGUGGUCCCCAAUUGCACAGGAUGAGUCAGAUGGUGGAAAAGCAAUGCAGAUUCUGUAUGAGGAAGUUGAUGAGUCUGAGGUUGACGUCAUCCACGUUCCAUCUCCAGCUCUGGAGGAGUGCAACACCGAUGUGUACCGAUAUCCACGUGCAGGCAGCAAGAAUCCUGCAAUUACCCUGAAAUUACUUCAAAUCAAGACUGAUAAUCUUGGCAAAAUUGUCAGCACGCAGGAAAAAGAGUUGCCUGUGCCCUUCGCCACUUUGUUCCCGGGUGCCGAAUACAUCACUAGAGCUGGGUGGACUAAAGAUGGACGAUAUGCAUGGGCAGCCAUGAUGGACCGACGCCAACAGCAUCUCAAGUUGGUCCUUUUGCCUCCUUUGCUUUUCAUCCCUGUGAACCAGGAGAAGACCACUGGGCCUGAGCGUGUGCAGUGCCUUGAGAGUCUGGGAGACACUGUUCACCCACUCAUCAUUUACCAACAGACCAGUGACAUCUGGAUUAAUGUCCAUGAUAUCUUCCAUCCAUUCAUCCAAAGCAGUGAUGAGGAGUUUACAUUCAUCACAGUAAACGAGUCCAAAACAGGGUUUUGCCACCUGUACAAGGUCACCGCACUGUUAGAGCGCGGCAGUUACAACUGGAACAAAGGCUACACACACUCUGAAGAUAAUUUCAAGUGUCCAAUCAAGGAGGAGGUGGCACUAACCAUUGGAGAGUGGGAGGUGUUGGCCACUCAAGGCGCAAAGCGGUCAUCCAAUCCUCAGAUUUGGGUGGAUGAGAGAGAAAAGCUCGUAUACUUCCAGGGAACCAAAGACUCACCUCUGGAGCAUCACUUGUAUGUCGUGAGCUACGAGUCUCCGGGAGAAAUUGUGCGACUCACCAAGCCUGGUUUCUCCCACAGCUGCUCUGUGAGCCAUACAUUUGACAUGUUUGUGAGCCACUACAGCAGCCUGACCAGCACACCCUGUGUGCAUGUCUACAAAUUGAAUACCACUGAUGACAACCCACUGCACAAGGAGCCUGAGUUCUGGGCAAGUCUGAUGGAGCCCUCUGGCUUCCCACCCAACUACACUCAUCCUGAGAUCUUCAGCUUCUUAGGGAAGUCUGGCUUCCAGAUUUAUGGCCUCCUGUACAAACCAGACAACUUGGUCCCAGGGAGGAAAUAUCCCACUGUUGUCUUUGUCUACGGUGGCCCUCAGGUCCAGUUGGUCAAUAACUCGUAUAAAGGUGUGAAGUACCAGCAGCUAAGCAUACUGGCAACCCUUGGUUACGCUGUGCUCAUCAUCGAUGGGCGGGGCUCCUGUCAGCGAGGACUCAAGUUUGAAGGAGCUGUGAAGGACAAAAUGGGUCAGGUGGAGAUCGAAGACCAGGUGGAAGGUUUACACUACGUAGCAGACAAGUACAAGUUUGUGGACUUGAAUCGAGUUGCCAUUCAUGGGUGGUCAUAUGGAGGCUUCCUCUCACUCAUGGGACUCAUUCAUAGACCCGAUAUCUUCAAGGUUGCCAUCGCAGGUGCGCCAGUGACUUUGUGGAUGGCUUAUGACACUGGUUACACGGAGCGAUACUUGGACACCCCCGAAAACAACCAAAAGGGCUACGAGGCCUGCUCUGUUGCACUGCAUGUCAACAAGUUCCCCAAUGAGUGUAUCCCAAUGAACGACACAGCAUUAGGUGUCCAGAGUCUGGAGAACACUACGAGAUCACACUGCUCCACUUCCUCCAGCAGAACCUCUGAUAGGCCUCUCUCUACAAGCACCCUUGACUUCUGCCUGCGCAAUUUUCACUUUGCGGAGUUUCCACCAGGGGGCGACUGCUUUGCAUUCUGGUUUGUUCUUCCAUUAUAUGGAUUUGGUGAGCUGGUCAUUUGUCCUUUAUUUAAUGUCUCAACCAUUGGCAAAGAUGCAUCGUUUACAUUGUGUCUGCAGUCUUCUGCAGUGUCUUGGUUUUCUUUUUUUUGUUCCUAUAUCCAACUUUUAGUAGGUAUUAUAUAAAUAUGUCAUGCAAAUAAAUAUCGAUAGAUUUUUCAGUUAAAAUUUCAAAAACACUUAUCAGCAAACCAACUAAUUGGUGAAAGGAUAACACAUUUGUCCCCCAUUUGUUGUUUGACGUUCUUUAAAGUGGAUGUUACAGUGCAGUUGAGAAGUAAAUGGAAAUGGAAGAUACAUGAGUCCUUUACCUCUGUCCUGUUAUUGGUCAGUAGGAACAUCUAUGAUAUUUUAAUCAAUUUCCAUAACCAUAUUGUAACCCGGCAGUAGUUUUUGUUAUUGUUUAAAAUCAUUACUGUAUUGCCUAAGAUUAUUUCACAGGCGAUUGAAUCAUAAAAGACACAUAUGUGUCACAUGUAACAUGCAGUGUGUGUAAAACACGUGCCACUUUUUAAAAUAAUUGCUUUAUAUUGCUUUGUAUUUGUGCCUGAUGCCCAUAAACUGUAAAUACAUUCACUGGCUUUGUUAUUAUGGGGAUUUAUACUAAACUCCAGAUGGUUUUUUUCAAAAUAUUUUGCUGAAUGUUUAAAUAAAGCUAUAAAAUAUGUGCACAUGUAAGAGUGUUACAAAAAAUAAUACAUGUCAAAAUAUUUUUUUGUCAUUGUUUCUGUCCUUUUAAUGCAGUGUUAUUUUUGGGAAAAGAAAAUCAGAGAUGUCCAAAGCUCAUUUUUAAUUAGUCCUUGGCAUAUUCUAAAAAUGCAAUUUCU